Zasmidium cellare ATCC 36951 is the source of this 1734-nucleotide messenger RNA. RefSeq lists its product as uncharacterized. The transcript has a single exon. Gene Ontology annotation, cellular component: plasma membrane. The coding region runs from base 1 to 1734 and encodes 577 amino acids. Gene Ontology annotation, molecular function: phospholipid scramblase activity. Gene Ontology annotation, biological process: plasma membrane phospholipid scrambling. The record is from RefSeq and is a predicted model, not a curated record. NCBI's taxonomy places the organism in Eukaryota, Fungi, Ascomycota, Dothideomycetes, Mycosphaerellales, Mycosphaerellaceae.
AUGACGACGGCUAGGUGGUCGCUUCGACUGCCAAGAGCAGUAUCUCUAGUUACCGCCGUAGAAAGGAGAGCACCGCAGCGAAUCGUUCGAAUUGACCAGAGACGAUGGCUUCCUCGAAGUCGACCUUGGGCGAGCAUACCGAAGAAAGGCGGACAAGAGAACGAAGGACAUCAGAAUCUCAUCAACGAGGGUGAACGACAACGGCAUGAAGUGCAAGAACAGCAGCCCGGACGAAAUAGCCAGCUUGCCACGACUCUCGCCGAGUCCGAUUCCUCAGACCUCGUCACAGAAGUGCGAAUCCCCGACGAUCCAAAUGGCGUUCUGCCUCCCGGUCAUCCAGCGCUAUCGAUACUGGGAAAUAGUAGCUUGGUGAUACAACGUCAGAUCGAGAUGAUGAACAUCAUCGCCGGGUUUGAGCAAGCAAACAAAUACAUCAUGAUGGAUGGACAAGGCAAUACACUGGGAUACAUUGCAGAGCAAGAUCAUGGUAUAGGCAGGGCAAUGGUGCGACAGUUCGCCAAAACGCAUCGAAGUUUCACAACUCAUAUCUUUGAUCGAAAUGAGAGGGAGGUUCUCCGGAUACAUCGGCCGUUCGCAUACAUCAACAGCAGGAUUAGGAUAUAUGACCCAAUACCAGCUGAUGGGUAUGGUGAAGGCGAGACGUCUACGGCAUUGCAAGGGACAUCGACAAGUUCAGUCGUGAAUCAAGGAGCCGUUGCACAGAUAUCGCCGUUGAAGCUGGAUGAGAUGCGAAUCAUUGGCGAAGCGCAGCAGCAGUGGGCACCCUUAAGACGGAAAUACAAUCUCUUUAGUUACCGAGCAAUCGAACCAGCGAGGGACAACACACUGAAGAUAGAGUCUGGAGAGCAGCCAUCGUCAGACACCACAGCCUUGACUGAGGCGAAAGCCCCUGAUGCGGCGAUCGAAGCUGGCAUGGUCCAGUUUGCGCAUGUCAAUGAGCCCUUCUUGUCGUGGGACUUCACUCUUCGUGGUGAGGAAGGCCAGACUAUUGGAAGUGUGAACCGCAAUUUUGGAGGGUUCGCCAGAGAAAUCUUUACCGACACAGGUGUCUACGCCUUGCGAAUGGACAGCGCAGCGCAGAGCUCUGCUUUGGAGACAGCAGCCGGACAGGAGGUUGCUCGAUAUGAGAGAGAUGCCACGGCGAUGACGCUCGACCAACGUGCCGUCAUGUUAGCAACCGCAGUGUCCAUCGACUUCGACUACUUCUCUCGCCACUCACAUGUCGGCGGCGGCGGCUUUAUGCCCAUCUUCUGGCCAAUGGGAGGUGGCGCCGCAGAAGGGGGAGCUGCUGGAGCCGGCGCUGGUGCAGCUGGAGGCGCGGUCGGUGCAGCCGAAGGUGCCGGCGCGAUGGAGGGUGCCGCCGGCGCUGCAGGGGCUGCAACUCGAGGAAUUGGAGGCGCUGCUGGUGUCGGAGAGGGCGCAAUCGCCGGAGCUGGCACAAUGGCUGGGUACGAGGCCAUGCAACGUGGAGUCUACGGUCCACGAGGCGGCGAUGAUGCAAGCCCUACCAACACUGAGCCGUUUGCUGGCGCAGGUGGACAAUCGCCUGAGCAGAGCGAGAACCAACCUGGAUCUGACGACGUAUGGGGGGAGAGCUCAGAUCCAUGGGGACGAGGAGGACCUGGUGACGGACCGCCGCCUAGUGCCGGCGGCGAAGGAGGAGAAGGAGGCGGCGGUUGGAUGGAUAGUAUUAGCGACUUUUUCGGCGAGUGA